AAAAAAAUGAAAGCGACAAACAAACAUCUGAUACUCUGAUCUAGAUGAAAAUCUAGGAUAUUUUUUAAGACUCUGUUUGGUGAAAAUCUUGUAAGAAAAAUGGAUGAUGAUGAAUAUGAAUUAUGAACCAGCUCGUGGGUUUUGUGGGUUUCUGGUUGGCUGUCAAGACGAAGAACAACCAUAAAAAUAUCCAAUCAGAGAGCUUUCCCAAGAAAAAAUUUUUUCAUUUCACUCAGACAAAUUUCCUUAAAUUUUUUUUCUCAUUCAUCCCGAGUUCCUAUGUACGUACGACAAUCUGUACUAAUCCUCAGAUUCCCCCACUUGGGUACACAUAAACACACACAGUCACACAGUGACACACACUCAUAAUUCAGACAUUUUUUUUAUGAAUGAAUUAAUUUAAUCUUGGGUUGGUCCCCUGUUUUUUUCUUUCUGCAAGCUGUUGCAGGCCUUGUCCCUUUUAAAAGUUUCAAUUUUUUUCGAUUUUUUUUUUCAUUUUCAAAAUCUGGAUUUUUUUUUUUUUUGCAAUUUUCCCAUUUGUUUGAUUGUUCCCUUUUUCUGUGUGGCUCUUCCCAAUUCCCUAUCACACAAAAUAUAUACAAGUGUAAAGAGGGAAAGAGAAUACUAAUUUAAGUGGUUUUACAGCUCGUGAAUGACUGAUAAGAUAGGGAGGGAAAAAAGAACACAAAAACAAAGGAGAAAAGGAAGUGUGUUUUUGUCAUGAUAUGCCCAGAUGAAUGUGAGAGAGAAGAAGAAGAAGAAAGAAGAAAGGCAAAGUUAGUCCACAGGAUUGAGAAAUCUUUCUUCCAUCUUUGCCUAGUUGUCUAUGAGUUGGUGAGAAAAGGUUGUCCCUUUUUAAUGAACUAACCCAAAGGGCCUCUUCUUCUGUUCUCUUCUGGUUUUAUUGCCCUUUCACCAAAAACCCCAAAAAAAAAAAAAAAAACUUUUUCUUACUAAUUUUAAGCUUGAAAUCUUGGGGGUUUUUUUUUCUUAUUUUUUCCACCACAAUAUAUUCCUUCCCCUCAGAUUUCUUUUUAUAGUAGGACUGUUUUCCAGGUAAUAUAUCCCCCCUACUUUCCACCGCUUUUCUCCAAUACCAAGGAGGCAACAAGAUAGUGUCAGUUAAUAGGAGAUAAUAGUGUUCCAAGAAUCUCUCUGCAAUUAAUCUGAACAAGUCUUAACUAUAGAUAGUUGUAGUAAUGAAUGGUGUGGUUGACCCUGAAUUUGAUCAUUUUGAUCAUUCUGGUUUUGUUGAAGUUGAUCCUACCGGAAGAUAUGGAAGGUAUGAUGAGAUUCUUGGCAAGGGAGCUUCAAAGACAGUGUAUGCAUCUUCUUCUUGAGUUCCAUUUCUGCAAAAAAACUUCAUCUUUCUGCUAUUUGAAUCAGACAGUUUGAAGAUAUAUAAUCUUGUUUCUUUUGGGCAUUUCUGGGAUUAAAUUUGGUCUCUUUGUUUUGGGUUCUUUCUGGUUUUGUUGCAGUUAUAGAGCAUUUGAUGAGUAUGAAGGCAUUGAAGUUGCUUGGAACCAGGUGAAGCUCACUGAUUUUUUGCAGAAUCCUGAUGAUCUUGAGAGAUUAUACUGUGAAAUUCAUUUGCUCAAAACGUUGAAACACAAGAAUAUCAUGAAGUUUUAUGCCUCUUGGGUAGACACUGCCAAUAGGAAUAUAAACUUUGUGACUGAGAUGUUUACAUCUGGCACGCUAAGGCAGUAAGUACUAAAGCAUAACUCAUGUUUCUUAUCCGUUUCUUGACUUCAAUUCUGCCAUGUCGCACAAAUUUUGAUGUUCUUAUAUGGAAUUAUAUCCGUUUUGUUGGAUUUCCUGAUAGGUAUCGUCUGAAACAUAAAAAAGUUAACAUCAGAGCUGUAAAGCAUUGGUGCAGGCAAAUUUUGAAAGGCCUUCUUUAUCUUCACAGCCAUGACCCUCCUGUCAUCCAUAGAGAUCUCAAGUGUGACAACAUUUUUGUCAAUGGCAACCAGGGCCAAGUGAAAAUUGGUGAUCUUGGCCUUGCUGCAUUUCUUCGCAAAUCGCACGCUGCUCGUUGUGUAGGAACACCCGAGUUCAUGGCUCCUGAAGUCUAUGCAGAAGAAUACAAUGAAUUAGUUGACAUUUAUGCAUUUGGAAUGUGCGUUUUGGAGAUGGUUACUUUUGAAUAUCCAUAUAGUGAAUGCACACAUCCUGCUCAAAUCUACAAGAAAGUGGUCUCUGGUCAAAAACCAGAUGCUCUCUACAAAGUAACCGAUCCUGAGGUGCGUCGAUUUGUUGAGAAGUGUUUAGCAACAGUGGCGGACAGGUUAUCAGCUAGAGAGCUUCUUGAUGACCCCUUUCUUCAAACUGAUGAUUAUGUAGAUGAUUUUGGAUCGGUAGAUUACUACAAAGAUUAUUAUCAAGUCAGCCCUUUUCUGCAACAACCAAUGUUGCAAGUAAAUCAUUGUAGUAGUCCAGUUAUCAAUGGCUACUCAUGUUACCUUGAUCAAAAUCAUGGAGAUGACUUUGAUUGUUAUCAAAUUGACUAUGGUACGAAUGGGAUUGAUUUAUUCACCAGUUGCGAUGAUGAACUCUCAGAAACAGUUGAUAUAUCAAUCAAAGGGAGAAGGAGAGAAGAUGAUGGUAUCUUUCUAAGACUCAGAAUCGCUGACAAAGAAGGCCGUGUAAGGAAUAUUUACUUCCCUUUCGACAUAGAAACUGACACGGCUAUAAGCGUCGCAAUGGAAAUGAUCUCUGAGCUGGAUCUUAAUGACCAAGACGUCUCUAAGAUAGCAGAAAUGAUCGAUGGAGAGAUAGCAAACUUAGUACCCGGAUGGGAGAGGGGGAUUUUCACUCAAGAGGAUCCCAAUGCUGCAAAUAACGGGUGUUGUCAAAGUUGUGCUUCAAAUGGUUCUCUCCUGAAUUAUCUAUCCUCAAAUGGACCUGGUGCCAAGAAUGUACAGGUUCUUUGUUCUAGGCAUAAAACUGGUGAGGUACAUGGCAGGUUUGAAGAGAUUACUUAUCAGUUUGAAGGGUCUGAACAAUGUGUCACAGAAAAUGCUCCUCAAGCAUCAAGUCAAUCUGGUGUUCUGCAUUAUACUGACAUAUGGGCGCAACAUGAAGUACCCGAUGUAACCUCACAACAUUCUACCACAAACAAUGAAUGUAAUGAAGAAGUUGAUCAAUUAGGCCAAUCAACUUUAAAAGGUGAUAAUACAAGCGAAAAGAUUCAUGUUGAGGGAAGGUGCAGGGCUCCCAAGAAAACAGAUUCCCCUGGAGUAAUUAGUUCUUCAAGUCGAUCAGCAAUGGAUGACUUUGAGAAUGAGAUAAGACAGGAGCUAAGAUGGCUGAAGGCUAGAUAUCAGAUGCAACUGAGAGAACUUGAAGUUGGCGUGGUAUCAAAACCUUCAAUUUUGGUCGACAACCAAGAAGAAAACAGAAAGCAUGAUUCGACACCACAAAGUAACCGGCUUGAUGAAGCCAGACAUCCGUCGCUUGUUUUUGAGAAGCAUUUUGCCCUGCAUUCGCCGGUUGAAAAAGAGAAGAAAAGCGCAAACCAGAUGACCUACAAUAGUUGUAGUCCUGAGCAUAUGGUCACAGCCAAUAGUUACUAUAGAGGAUCUUUGCUUCCACACGCCAUUCACCGGGCAACUUCUCUUCCUGUUGAUGCAAUUGAUGUCUAAGUAACUAGCCAGAGAUUAGCUUGGUAAUCGGACAAAAAGGUCAUGAGAAAGUAUAACUUCCACAGAUAGGGCAAUGUACAUUAUCAGUUUAACAUUCCAAUACAUAGUUAACUUUUCUUUACUCCCUUGAAGAAGGGGAUAAUAAAUUAUCUCUCUCGGAUUAUUCUCUCCGUCCCAUUUUAAUAGUCAUCAGUCUUGCA
Oldenlandia corymbosa var. corymbosa is the source of this 3847-nucleotide messenger RNA. The record is from the annotation of a GenBank genome assembly. Lineage: Eukaryota; Viridiplantae; Streptophyta; Magnoliopsida; Gentianales; Rubiaceae.